AUGGAUUGCAGCACCCAAAAGUUCUACCAUGAACAUAACAUUGAUACAAGAAAGCUUGUUGAUGCAUAUUUUUCUGAUAAACCAGAAAUGAUGUUCAAAGACACUUCCCUGAAAUUUCCUAUGGAGAAACUUCACCAUAUUUUUAGUACGGGUAACACUAAAGGAGAGAUUUUAAUUGACGUCAGUACUGGACCGUUAGUUCACCAUCUCUUUUCAGCCUGUGAAUUUUUCAAAGACAUCUAUUUGCUGAGAUUCAGAGAGCAAUGCAGUAUGGAGCUGAACAGAUGGCUGAAUACACGUACAGGAGCGUUAGAUUGGAACCACGCAUCAUCAUAUGUUACAGCGUUAGAAGGAAACAGUGACCAGUGUGAGGACAAAGAAAUGAGGCUGAAGACGGCAAUAAAACAGAUUGUGAACUGUAGCUUUGAAAAAGAAAAUAUCACAGACCCGGUGGUGCUGCCACAAGCCGACUGCAUCAUCACCACCUGGCUGCUGGAAGUCACCAGCAAAGAUGAAAAUGAUUACAUCAGCCAUCUGAGGAAAAUUACAAAGUUACUGAAACCUGGAGGACACCUGAUAUUACUUGGCGCUUUAAAUGGGACUUAUUACAUGGUUGGGCAGGAGAAGUUCCAUGUUUUCAAAUAUGAUGAGAAUUUUGCAAGAAAUGUUCUCUCUGGAGAAGGAUUUAUUAUUGAUCACUGUGAUGUUGUCAUAUUAAAAAAGGUAGUAAGGGACCUCACUGACGUUGAUGCAACUUUAUUCAUCACAGCACGUAAAGGAAACUAA
Messenger RNA from Pseudophryne corroboree (corroboree frog), 786 nucleotides. RefSeq names its product nicotinamide N-methyltransferase-like. Bases 1 to 786 code for a protein of 261 amino acids. Gene Ontology annotation, cellular component: cytosol. Gene Ontology annotation, molecular function: N-methyltransferase activity. Lineage: Eukaryota; Metazoa; Chordata; Amphibia; Anura; Myobatrachidae. The transcript is spliced from 3 exons. The record is from RefSeq and is a predicted model, not a curated record.